Molecule: messenger RNA, 2303 nt
Organism: Synchiropus splendidus (mandarinfish)
Lineage: Eukaryota; Metazoa; Chordata; Actinopteri; Syngnathiformes; Callionymidae
Gene: syt4
Product: synaptotagmin IV
Exons: 5
Coding region: 254-1642 (462 amino acids)
Biological process (GO): regulation of calcium ion-dependent exocytosis; regulation of dopamine secretion; vesicle fusion
Cellular component (GO): axon; synapse
Molecular function (GO): calcium-dependent phospholipid binding; SNARE binding; clathrin binding
Source: RefSeq, a predicted model, not a curated record
AGAUGGGAGAGAGAGGUAGCAAGGAGGGGGCAGCAGGACUGAGAGAACAGGGUGUCGCCGCCUUGGAGACAGAGAGCAUCUUUACCUCGCUGGCUCUGCCGCUGAUUCUGAAUUAUUGAAUCGGACCUGAAUUAGUCAGGAGAAUCAAAGUCGACGGACAACCUGAACCGCCAGCAUCCGGUGUGAACCAGCAUCAUCCAGAACCUUCCGACGGAGAAACCGCUCUGCUGUUACAGCACCAGGGACAGCAACCAUGGCUCCAAUGACGGAGGAUGGGGCUCAGCUGGUGGCAACCCCAGUGAGCGUCGCAGUGGUGAGCGUCUUUGGGCUUGUCUUCACCGUCUCAGCAUUCGCCUGGAUCUGCUGCCAACGUAAGAACAGCAAAUCCCAGAAGACGCCCUCAUACAAGUUCGUCCACAUGCUGAAAGGUGUUGACAUCUACCCGGAGAGCCUGAGCAGCAAGAAGAAGUUUGCCGCUGCGGCGAUGGCGGGCGGCAACACCUGCAAAACUGAUGUCAAUGGCAACUGUCACAUGGCCAUGAAUCUGACCGGAAAUGGACAGCUGGCAUCGAGUCCAAACGAAUCCAGAGCUGCGCUGCAUCUUGAUCUUGAGAAACGGGAUCUGAACGGAAACUUCACUACCAAGCCUUUUCACCACCAUCACCAGAAGGUCCGCAGCUCUCCUGAGCUAGAGCUGCCAUCUCCACACGCUGGAUUCACACAACCUGGAGUGAUGGAUUGCCGGGAGCUUGCAUCACCCAGCAGCGCCCUCUCCAGCCAGGCACCAACCCCUGCCGUGGAGAAGCCCCAGGGAGAGGAGCUCCCGGCAAGACUUGGGACCCUGCACUUCGCUCUGGAAUACCAACCGGAGAAAAAGGCCUUUAUCGUUCACAUUAAGGAAGCCCACGGUUUGAGCCCCACGGAUGACCAGUCCCUGACGUCUGACCCUUACAUCAAGCUGACCCUGCUGCCAGAGAAGAAGCACCGCGUCAAGACAAGGGUCCUGAGGAAGACUCUGGACCCCACGUUUGAUGAGACCUUCAGCUUCUACGGGCUUCCUCUGAGCCGUGUUUCAGAGCUGGCGCUUCACUUCAUGGUGCUCAGCUUCGAUCGGUUCUCCCGCGACGAGGUCAUCGGGGAGACGCUGGUGCCGCUGUCCGGAAUUGACCUGACCGAGGGCCGUGUUAUGAUGAGCAGGGAGAUCAUCAAGAAGAACGUGAAGAGUUCUUCGGGUCGCGGCGAGCUGCUUCUGUCUCUGUGCUACCAGUCAACCAGCAACACUCUGACGGUGGUCGUGCUCAAAGCCCGUCAUCUUCCCAAGACAGACAACACUGGACCCACAGACCCAUUCGUGAAAGUGAACCUGUACCACGGCAAGAAGCGGGUGUGCAAGAAAAAGACCCAUGUGAAGAAGAGCGCGCCCAACCCUGUCUUCAAUGAGCUCUUCGCAUUCGACCUUCCCUCCGAUGAAGGCCUGAGGGACACCAGCGUGGAGCUGCUGCUGAUGGACUCACCCAACACCGUGCUUGGGCGUUUGCUCAUGGGCACAUCAGCGGCAGGCACCGCUGGUGAACACUGGCGGGAGAUCUGUGACCAUCCGCGUCGUCAAAUAGCCAAGUGGCAUGCUAUGUCGGAGGACUGAGGCGCCCGGCCUUGAGUUUAUUCUGUCUGGAGUUCCUGGAGGGCGGGGCCUCCUGACCUGCUGGCUUGUGGCCAUUGGACUUAGGUGAGAGUGCGCAGAGACUUUAAUGUUCCGUUCAGUGAUGUCCACCAAACAAUCAGUCAUUUCUAUAUUCAAAGUUGUUGGGCUCAGCGUGUUGGGUGUUUGAGUGUGUAUGUUCGCGAGCGAGGGAGAAAGAACCAAAUAGCUUAAGGGGAUCCUAAAGACCCACCUGGUAACAAUCUUUUGCGCUGACUCGGCCACAGCCUACUGACGCAGUAACAGCAGACUUUCUUGGUGUUUCUCCGCUCUUCCAUCCUGGAAACUUUGUGUGACACCUGUGCAUCACAAAAGUAAAAGCAUCUUUAUUUUGUACCUAAUUUAGGUCCUACAUCUUCCGGUAUGUAUGUUUUUUGCUUUUCAGGUAGAAUCAUUUGACUUGUUUUCUACAUGAUGACGGAAAUGUCCAGGUCCAACAGGAAAUGAAUUAGGGGAAGUGCGUGUGCCGGUGUGCAUAUGCCUGUCUGAACGUGUGUGUGUGUGAGCGCGUGCGUCAGAGAGCUAUAAUGUUUACUGAAAGUGUUCAGACGUUGAGCACAAAGACAGAUGAAAUGUAAAUGUAGUGAUACAAAAUAUAAAACGU